Messenger RNA from Juglans microcarpa x Juglans regia, 4518 nucleotides. RefSeq lists its product as uncharacterized. Lineage: Eukaryota; Viridiplantae; Streptophyta; Magnoliopsida; Fagales; Juglandaceae. The transcript is spliced from 7 exons. Bases 427 to 3702 code for a protein of 1091 amino acids. Gene Ontology annotation, molecular function: RNA binding; protein binding. The record is from RefSeq and is a predicted model, not a curated record.
UUCGUAUCAUAAUAUUCUCUGCGUUGUCUCUCUCCCUGCAAAUUAUCGACGGAUUCCAAACAUAAUUCGUUAGCCCCUGUUUGGUUGCCGAACAAAUCCUAGAAACCGCCCAAAAGAAAAUGCGACCCCGUUCUCUUUUUCCUCUUUGAUUUCCUAUAAGAAUCUCGAACUAUUUUUUCAAUUAUUCUUCUACUUAUUUCUUCUAAACUUAAGGUUGAAAAUCUUGUUCCUUUUAUCUUUCUCGAAUUGUUGGGCAACCAAGAAGGUAAAUUUUCAAGUUUAGGGUUCUGGAGGGCUUUGAUUCGAAGAACGGUAUCAAUUGGGGCUUUGGUUUGGUGAUUAACCAUAUCAGCGUUUUGGCAUUUUUGGUAUUGAGGAGUCUUGGGUUUUUUGUGAGUUCCAGUAGGUUGUGAGCAUUACAGUUUGAUGGCCGACCGGAAUUCCGCCGUUGUUAAGCCUAUAUGGAUGAAGCAAGCCGAAGAGGCAAAGCUCAAGAGUGAGGCCGAGAAAGCCGCGGCUGCAAAAGCUGCUUUUGAAGCCACCUUCAAGGACGUAGAGAAAAAUCGUGAAAAGGAAUCGGCUUUAUCAGACAGUGAAUCGGAAGAAUACGAGGAUUUGGCGAACAAACCGAUUGGGCCAGUGGACCCUUCAAAGUGCACAGCUGCUGGUACUGGCAUAGCAGGCGGCACUGCAUGUGCCCCAUCUUCGUUUAUGGUGGUAACGAAGGAUGCGGAUGGGAGGAAGGUGCCCAAUGGGGGCACGCAGAUUAAGGUGAAGGUGUUGCCUGGAGUGGGUGUUGGAGGAUCAGAGCAAGAAGGUAUUGUGAAGGAUAUGAGUGAUGGAACAUAUACAGUUACCUACGUGGUUCCGAAGAGGGGGAAUUACAUGGUGAAUGUUGAGUGCAAUGGGAAGCCCAUCAUGGGUAGCCCGUUCCCAGUAUUUUUCAGUGCAGGUACUCAGGGUGCUAGUGCUGGAGGACUACUAGGUUUGGCCCCUGCCUCCAGUUUUCCAAAUAUGGUUAAUCAAACCAUGCCCAAUAUGCCAAAUUAUUCAGGAUCUGUUUCAGGGGCAUUCCCAGGAUUAUUGGGAAUGAUUCCAGGCAUUGUACCUGGUGCAUCAGGGGGUGCUAUUUUGCCUGGAAUUGGUGCAUCUUUGGGGGAAGUUUGUCGAGAGUACCUUAAUGGUCGGUGUGCAAUAACUGACUGUAAGUUGAACCACCCACCUCACAAUUUGCUAAUGACUGCACUAGCUGCAACAACCACGAUGGGGACUGUAAGUCAAGUUCCCAUGGCACCGUCUGCAGCUGCAAUGGCUGCUGCUCAAGCAAUUGUUGCUGCCCAAGCCCUUCAAGCCCAUGCAGCUCAGGUGCAAGCACAAGCUCAGUCCGCCAAAGAAUCAUCUGGUUCACCUGAUAAAGCUGGGAAGGCUGAUGCGCUGAAGAAGACACUUCAAGUUAGCAACCUUAGCCCACUUCUCACAGUGGAACAACUCAAACAACUUUUCAGCUUUUGCGGCACCGUUGUUGAAUGUACCAUCACUGAUUCAAAGCAUUUUGCUUAUAUAGAAUACUCAAAACCUGAAGAAGCAACUGCGGCUUUGGCACUGAAUAAUAUGGAUGUUGGAGGUCGCCCUUUGAAUGUUGAAAUGGCAAAAUCUCUUCCUCAAAAACCAGCUCUUUUGAAUUCUCCACUGUCUUCAUCUUCUCUGCCUCUGAUGAUGCAGCAAGCUGUUGCCAUGCAGCAGAUGCAAUUCCAGCAGGCUCUGCUUAUGCAACAAACUAUGACUGCACAGCAGGCAGCAAACCGAGCUGCAACAAUGAAGUCAGCAACAGAGUUAGCUGCAGCCAGAGCUGCAGAAAUAAGUAAGAAAUUAAAACCUGAUGGACUUGGAGAUGAAGAGAAGGAAGCGAAAAGAAAAUCCAGAUCACCAUCAAUCUCUCGCCCGAAGUCAAGGUCCAAGUCAAGGUCACCAGCCAAUUUUCAACGAAGGCGCAGGUCUCGUUCUUACUCACCUCCAUCCCGUCACCCAAGGGAUCAUAGAUCCAGAUCGCCAGUGAGAUCUCGCCAUCAUUCCAGCUAUGAAAAUGAAUGGCGGUCCCAUAGAGACAUUCGGGAUGGUGGUGACAGAACUAGAAUGCGAGAUUUAGGAAGAUCACGUCGGGAUUCUGAAAGAUCAGAUCGUCAUUCAUCUUCUCUAAGGAGAAACAGGAGGAGUGUGAGCCCUCUAACGAGAAAAUCGUACCGAGCUGACUCGGUCUCACCAAAACGUUAUCAAGAAAGUUCACUGCAUAGAGCAAGGAAAUCAUCUCGUGCUCGUUCAAGAUCCCCAAGUCAUCACAGGGGAGGUAGGUCAUCUCCAAGAAUUGACGAUGUAAACAAAUCAAGACACAGAAAACGCUCUAGGUCAAAAUCGGUUGAAGGCAAGCAUCAGUCUGAUGACAAAAUAGAUGAGCCCCGAGAUGAAAAAUCAAAGCAUAAUGACCGUAGGCGGUCCAGGUCAGUAUCUCCUGAAGGCAAGCAUCAUAGAAGCAGCGGGUCAUCUCCAACUCCAAGAAUGUUGGGGGAAAAUAAAUUCAGACAUAGAGGGAGGUCCAGGUCAAAGUCUUUAGAAGGUAAGCCCCAUUCCAACGAAAAAUCCAAUGAAUCCAGGGAUAAACCAAAACAUAGUGAUAGAAGGCGGUCUAGAUCAAAGUCUCUGGAACGCAAACGUUACACUGAGGGGAAAGUAGAUGAAAUAAGGGAAGAAAAAUCUAGACAUCGUGAUAGAAGGCGGUCCAGAUCAAGAUCUGUGGAAGGAAAGCGGCACUCCAAGGAGAAAGCAGAUGAAAGCAGGGACAGAAAAUCAAAGCAUCGUGAUAGAAGACGGUCAAGGUCGGUCUCUGUGGAGGCUAGGCAUUAUAGAGGAGGUAGGUCAUCUCCAAAAGAUUUAGAUGGUCGAAAACUAAAACACAGAAGGCAUUCUAGGUCAAAUUCUGCUGAAAGGAAGCAUCACUCCUAUGAUAGAGCAGAUGAGAGUAGAGCUGUAAAGUCAAAGCAGCGUGAGAGAUCACGGUCCAGAUCAAUAUCAGCAGAACACAAGCAUAAUAGGGGUGGUAGUUUGUCCCCGAUAAGCUUGGUGGAAAAUAAAACAAAAGACACAAGGCAAUCUACGCCAGAAUCUGGUGAAGGGAACCUUCAUUCCCAUGAUGGAAGGGAUGCAAACAGUGAUGAAAAUUUGAAGCAUCAUGAACAUGCAGAAAAGGAACCAGAUACCAUUUUGAAGGAUUUGACAAGCAUGAAUGAUAAUGGUCUGUUAAUUUCAGCACGUAAGAAUCGUAACUUGAAGGAAGCAAUGAAAACUAGGGCAAUGGAAGGUGACCAGGAUAUGGAAAACACUCAUUUGACAAAUGUAGACAGUGAAGAUGGUUCAUUUUUUCGAGGUUGUAAAAUCCCCUUGGUUGCUGAGGAGAUAAUGGAAAAUGGAGCAUCCGAUAUUGAGCAUCCAGAGCUAGGAAUGGGAGAUCAAAAAAAUUGUGAGAAGUCAAUUCGUGUUGAAAAUAGUGACAAAACUUGCUUAAGCCAGGAUCAUGUUGGAGAUGAAUCAGAGUUCAUGAUUGGAGGCAGGUCUUCAAUUUCCCAGACGCUGAAGGCUCAACAGAGAAGCUCCAUCUCACCUGAGGAAGAUAUGUUUUCAAGUGAUGCCAGUGCAGAAGAUAAACGCUGAUGCUAAAAGUCUAACUGUUGCUUUUAAAUUGAGACUUUUUAUGGCUGAGGGAUGGGUGCAUUUUCUCGGAUAAAAGCUCAGUGCUUAGUGUUUCUUUUGGUGCCUGGAAUUUUCUGCUGGCUGUUGGUUCUUCAUAAAUGCACUUUCUGUGUUUGUUUAUUCCUUGCAGGUCUUGUGAGAUACUGGAAUUACAGUGCUGAAGCUGGUCUUGCUGUGGUUUAAGUAUUUCAAGAAGUGUCAUGGUUUCAUCCACAAUCGGCCAUGUGAUGUUUGUAGCAAGCUUCUUUUACUACUUGAUGAUGGUAUCCUGAAAAAUGCAGGUAUUCAUGGUGAUUUUUCAUUGGAGCUUUCUGAUAUUCAAUUUGGCAGGAUUGAUUUUCUCUGAUAUAAAUAAAGGUAUGCUAUCGUCACCAAUUUAGUAUGUUCUGUGGUGGUGAGCUUGUGUCAUUAAGCUUCCAUCCAAGUUUUGAAAGUAUUUCAGAGUGUUAAUUAAUAUAGUAUGACAUAAACGAUCUUUAUCUGAUACUGUGCCAAUGCUUUUUAUCAAUAUAUGUUAUAGACUUGGUGUCUUACUCCUUUCCCCCAUCUUUCUCCUCUAUUUUUUCCUCUUUUUUUUCUUCUUUUUUUUUUUUUUUUUUGUCUUCCUUCCCAAGAAAUUUUCUUGGUUAGGUAAAGGUACUGUUAAGGUCCAGUGAAACCAGAUGUUGCUGGGAUGAAUUGCAUCAAAAUUCCAGUGUGUUGAGUAUGAUCAGAUUUCCUGACUCAAUUUACACAUUACUUAAACUUAUGGUGAAAUGCGAGUGUUGAUUUUUAUCA